AUGAGCCAACCACAACAAACCUCAUCAUCCUUUGAUUCUUCAUCGACCUCAACACCUUCUUCGAAUACAUACAUUCCGAGACAUUUAUUAUCUGCUCAUCUUCAUGAGAUGGUAAAUCCAGAUUUUCUGAAUCGAUUCUUGUCGUUGGAAAGUUCGAGAUCAUUGAUUGGAGGAAGUAUGAAGGAUGUGUUCGGAGAUGAAUUUUCCAAGCUUGUGUUUGACUGUGUUUAUUAUUAUGAAGAGGCAUUAGUGGAAGAGCAGAAUACCCUCUAUUCUAAAGUGAAGGCAAAGAUACAACAAUAUAUGGAUAAUCAAGAGGAAAAUGAAUGGGCUAAAGAGCAUCAUGUAUUCAUUGGCGAUGAUGAGGCUCCAAUGGGUUCAAUGGGUUCUGAAACAACACAACAAUACACUCAUUUACUUGCCAAGUUGGAUGAAUUGAAAGAACAAUAUGAAACAAAAUUGCCAUCCAUUGGCGAUCGGACUCGCUUGAUUGAUGUUUUGGACGAUUUACAUGUGGUGUUACUUUCUGCUGAAGAUUACAAAAUGCAACUAUUAAGCUUACUCGAUCAGGCAAGUGGAAGACCAAAAAACAGACCUAUGGAAAAGCUCUCCAUUGUAUCUCAUCAUCAUCCUCAUGCUCAUCUCAAAUAUAAUGAUUUUAAUACCAUGAUUGGAGGAUUAGAACCAUCUGAAGAGUUAUUUUCAAGAGCCAAAGAAUAUGUGGAGACCACGUUUGAGAUUUUCGAAAAAUGGCAACGGGAUGGAAUGACCUCUGUGGAUAAAUGUAUUCAGAAUACGAGUGAUGAGUCGCCGAAUCAUAGUCCUUCCAUUGACACGACCCCCUAUGACUUGGUGCUCAAGCAAUAUUCAGUACUCUUUUACGAUCUCUAUCGACGAGUGUUGGAUUCAUUUCGAUGUGUCUCUCUCUUUGCAGUCACUGUUGCCAACUCUGAUAGUAGUAAGAUUGUUUUCAUUGGAAGCACGACUGAUAUCAAGAAAAAUUUUGUUCAGUUCAGGCCCUUAUCCUUUCAAGAACGAACUGAUGUCACACUCAUGUUAGAGUUAUGUGCCAAGUUGUUGCAUCCAAAAUAUGAAGGUUAUGUCAAGAAAAUUCAUUUAUUCACACUCGAUGAAAAUCAUCACAGACCUGUCGAAUUGAAUCCUGACGCACCAUUCAUUAUUGGCAGAGUUGCAAUUGAGCUUCAUCGUCGUUAUGCACCCGAAAUGAACAUGUUAGUGAGUGGUUCUUCAGAAUACAUGGUGGAUUCAAGUUCUUUGGACAAGAUACAUCAUACACGCAGUUUUUAUUGA
Messenger RNA from Naegleria fowleri, 1311 nucleotides. RefSeq lists its product as uncharacterized. Bases 1 to 1311 code for a protein of 436 amino acids. The transcript has a single exon. NCBI's taxonomy places the organism in Eukaryota, Heterolobosea, Eutetramitea, Acrasida, Naegleriidae. The record is from RefSeq and is a predicted model, not a curated record.